UUAGAAAACAAACCAGUAAAUGGCCGCAGACCAGAACUCAUGGAAUGCAGUAUAUGUGGUCAUGGUGAAAAAUACAGGGUGAAAACAAACCAAACAGUACCCAUCGAAAAUGUGCAGUCUAAGGAGAAAGAAAGAAUGACAGGCUUAGAAGCAGAGAAGUGGGCACAUAACGAGAAGCCAUCUUUUGGUGUCCAUGUCAACGGAGAUAUCCAUGGAACUGUGACAGGCAACGAACACUUGAAAAACGUUGAAGACAGUGAAAGAGCAGUCUCUCCCAGUCGGUUAGCUGACCCCAAAAAAUCAUUUGCACAGGCCAUCAAAAAUGGUAUAAAAACCCUACAUUAUUCACCAUCGGAAGCAGUCGCUUCACUGAAAAAAGUAUCUGUGGAGGAAAGGACAGAAUUGACAAGCAAUUCCCAUAUGCAAUGGAUGAAGGGUACCAAUCUGAGUAACAUAGUAAACACUCUGACAACUGGCGUUGGCUGUGUUCACCCAGAAAGACAAGGAAAUGUUUUAAUAAAAGAGGAAAACUGCACUUGCAGCAUCUUUGAGGGUUCUGAUCAGUCAGUUUUGCAGACGGGUUCCAUUUCAGAUCUGCAAGAAAGCUUGUGUUGUCCUCCACUGCCUGAAGAGGAAGUGCAUGUGGGGAAGGAUGGCUUUAAAGUACCUAACGCAGAGACACAGCGUGAGGAUUCUGCACUCCAGCCGACUUUCUUGUCCCUGAUUAAAACCAGGAAUUUAACUGUAGAGCAGGUUGUAGCUAUUGAAGCUUUAACACAGUUAUCUGAAGCCCCUUUAGAAACAACUUCACCAGCUAAAACUGAAAGUGCUCAACGUACCGAAGAAACAACUUCCAACUUGCUCCAUAGUUACAAAAGGGAUAUCUCCUCCUCCUUCACAUCUUCUACAUUAAAAGAAAUCAAAGACACUUACUUACAGAAUGAGCAACAGCUCUUGGCUCACUGCGCUCACUCACAGAAACAGCUCCCUAAUAAGGCAGUGUUAUACAAUGGCCAAAGUUCAAUUUCGGAAUUGCGUGAUAAGCCUGCCAAUCUGGCUGGUGAGAUGUAUAAGCUGCAGUUAUCCUCAAGAGAUACCAAAACUUUAUCUGACCUAACAUCUAAUGCAAAAUCAUUUUCAGGAUAUACUACCAAGAAAAAUUAUACUCAUGAUCCGGUCACCCUUGCACGGUAUUGCAAUGCUUCAUGUAACGUCCAGCAAACAAGUAACAACUUGGAAACUCUUGGCCAGUUAGAGCAAAAGCCAACCUGUAAUGAUUUGAACUUGGAAGCUAGUUCUUUGGUUAAAGAAGGAGGAAUUCACAGCCAGGAUGAAGAGGAUGUAGCUACACAACUAACUCAACUUGCAGCGCUAAUUGAAUCAAACCAGACAAAUCCAGAGCAGAAGAAUGACAUAAAGGCAUCACUGCUUAACCUAAUAUCACACGAGAGGCAGCCAAAAUAUAACCAAGAUGUGUUGCAGAAAAAAGAAUCUGUAUUUUUUAGGCAUAAUUAUAGUUCCUUACUGUUAAAGCAAAAGCAACCAACAAAUAAAAAAGGAAAUGCUGCACCAUGGAAACCAAGACACAAAAAGAAGCCUCAAGAAGCACGCUAUCAACAAAAUAAUCAAAACCAGCUAGAGCUGCUGUCAUGCCAGCAUAGUGAGUUACAGGACAUUUGGAUAUCAUCAAAACUGCACAAGUUUGGUCAAACCAUGCCACAGGACUCCAGAAUCGCUCCGUCUGAAAAAAAAUCUCCGAGAACCAAAGUACAGAGAGCACUGAAUCAAAAUACUUUAGCAUCACAAGAAAAAACUAGGUUAUUUCUCCCGCAAACGCAGAUAAAAUUCCAUAGAUGUUUACCUGAGGUACCACAAGAGAAAAAAAAAGACAGGUUGUUUGCCUGUGAAGUGGUGAAUGAGCAAAUCAAAACUGCAGGCUCUGGCGACCCACUAGGCACUGAUCCACUGAAAAAUGAAGUUGUUGCAUGUAACCAACACAGCGACCUGUCCUCCCGUAAUCCUCUGUCUGUUUCCCAGUUGAAAACAGCAUCCUUACUGAACAGACCAAGUGAAAACCUACCGAUGUUUACAGAAAAAUGUAAUUCUCAGGUACAGCAAACAGCGAAUGUCAGUCAGAUGCAUCCUUUGCCUCAAACUUUUAAUCAGUCUAACCUGAGAGCUCACGAAAUGCAUAGUGAAGACAAAGCCUAUCUUCAGCAGGGUGCUGUCGAACAACAAGUAGAUCCGAAGUUACAGGUGCUGCCUGUUCCCUGUGGUGGGGCCCAGUUACCAGGUGCUGUUGAAGCUCUCAGGAAUAUGGAGUGCGCGGGCAAAGUGACCGUUCUGACGUCAACCAGUUUGGGUACUGACCACCCACAGAGCACAGGCGACUCAGGGUGUUCUCCAGCAAAAAACACGCUUAGCAGUUUCCUUGAAUCACCGAUGAAGUUUCUUGAUACGCCUACAAAAAAUUUAAUAGAUACACCUACAAAAAAAGGACAAUCUGAAUUGCCAACUUGUGACUGUGUCGAGCAAAUUAUAGAGAAAGAUGAAGGCCCAUAUUACACACACCUCGGGACAGGACCAAGUGUGGCUGCUGUGAGAGAAAUAAUGGAGAACAGGUAUGGAGCAAAAGGAAGCGCUGUAAGAAUAGAGGUAGUGGUUUAUACAGGAAAGGAAGGAAAAAGCUCUCAGGGGUGUCCAAUUGCCAAGUGGGUGAUACGAAGAAGUAGCGAUGAGGAAAAGUUGCUGUGCUUGGUACGUCAACGUGCAGGACACCACUGUCAAACCGCCGUCAUUGUGAUUCUCAUACUGGCCUGGGAAGGGAUCCCUCAUCUCCUGGCUGAUACGCUGUACAAAGAACUAACGCAGAGUCUCAGAAAAUAUGGCUGUCCCACCAGCCGUAGAUGUGCGUUAAAUGAAGACCGAACCUGUGCAUGUCAGGGACUUGAUCCAGAAACUUGUGGAGCAUCAUUCUCAUUUGGCUGUUCAUGGAGUAUGUAUUUCAAUGGCUGUAAGUUUGCCAGAAGCAAAAACCCGAGGAAAUUCAGGCUUCUCACUGAUGACCCUAAACAAGAGGAACUUCUUGAAAAUAAUUUGCAAACUUUAGCUACUGACGUGGCUCCGGUCUAUAAAAAGCUUGCCCCUGAAGCCUUCCAGAACCAGGUGGAAAAUGAGCACAUGGGCCCGGACUGUCGGCUUGGAUCCAAGGACGGUAGGCCUUUCUCUGGUGUAACAGCUUGCAUAGAUUUCUGUGCCCAUGCCCAUAAGGACACACACAACAUGCACAAUGGAAGCACUGUGGUCUGUACAUUAACGAAGGAAGAUAACCGGAGAGUGGGGGUGAUUCCAAGUGAUGAACAGCUCCAUGUGUUACCUCUGUACAAAAUUUCACAGACAGAUGAAUUUGGCACCGAAGAGGGACUGGAAGCUAAGAUAAAAGCCGGAGCCAUACAGGUGCUGACAGCAUUUCCCAGAGAAGUACGAAUGUUAGCUGAGCCUCUCAGAGCUACAAAGAAAAAGAAACCAGACACAAGGAGGACCCCAGCAGAAAAGCAGCUGUUAAUAGAUAAAAAAUAUUCAACACCAGUAAAGCUGAAAACUGAAGCCCCAGAAAAUCUUGGCAACACUUUGCAUUGUUUAGGGAACAAAACAGAUGCUUUAAAACCUGGAAUAAAAACGGAGACAUCCGAUCACCUCUAUGCCAUGAAACAUACUUCAAACACUACUAAAAAUUGCUCUUUAUUAAAACAGUAUACGGCUUCCUCCCCUUUUAAGGUGGAUAGUUUACAUCCUUAUUCAUCUUUAGCACAUAAGCCUGGCAUAACAGCAGUGACUAAUAUUCAACAAGAUUUUUCAGUUCCCUACGGGUAUUUUGAAUGCAGUAGUAAGCAACCUCAUGUGACACCUUAUGUUAAUUGUAAGAACUUUGAUGUGUCGGUCAAAGAUUAUACUGGAAUUUUGCUGAAUGAUAAGAUGAAUGGUGUGCCACCGAUUCUUCCAGAGGUCACUGCUCCAGGCCCCCCAGCCCAUAAAGACCCCUUGCCCACUAUACUUGAACAUCAGCCAGACAAACAGAAUUGUCAGCUUCAGUUAGACAAUUCUCCUUCUUCACAGAUGAUCAGCUCUUGUGAUUUGUCAGUACCGCUAAGCUCUCCGGCAAAGGAUGCAGUCGGAAAUGAAGCUGACUGUUCCCAUGGAUGCCCGAUGGAAAAGGGCAGCUCCCAUCGAGAACAGAUGUGUGAUUUUGACUGUGUUGACGAAAAGCAAAACAGUGCACUGGGACAACCGACUGAUUCUGAAGAAAAAGCCGAGGAAAUGUGGUCAGACAGCGAGCACAAUUUUUUGGAUGACGACAUUGGCGGGGUUGCUGUGGCACCUUCUCAUGGUUCUAUCUUAAUUGAAUGUGCAAGACGUGAACUCCAUGCUACCACACCUAUUAAAAAACCCAACCGCAAUCAUCCCACCAGAAUCUCUUUAGUUUUCUACCAACACAAAAAUUUAAAUGAGCCAAAACAUGGUUUAGCCAUGUGGGAAGCAAAGAUGGCUGAGAGGGCGAAAGAAAAAGAAAAAGAAGCAGAAAGAUUAGGAGCGGAGAAUACUGAACUAAACUCUAGCAGCAGGAAAACAAAGCAAACAAGUGACAACAGAGAUAUUUUUUAUGAAGACAAUGAGUUCAACCAAAUUCCAUCACGCAGAGCAUUAACAGUAACCAAGGAUAACGUAAUAACAGUAUCUUCUUAUGCCCUUACACGAGUCGCAGGGCCUUACAACCAUUGGGCAUAG
Messenger RNA from Balearica regulorum gibbericeps (East African grey crowned-crane), 4785 nucleotides. The record is from RefSeq and is a predicted model, not a curated record. Lineage: Eukaryota; Metazoa; Chordata; Aves; Gruiformes; Gruidae.